Zerene cesonia (dogface butterfly) is the source of this 2767-nucleotide messenger RNA. RefSeq names its product chromatin target of PRMT1 protein-like. Lineage: Eukaryota; Metazoa; Arthropoda; Insecta; Lepidoptera; Pieridae. Bases 179 to 892 code for a protein of 237 amino acids. The record is from RefSeq and is a predicted model, not a curated record. The transcript is spliced from 5 exons.
UGUUAAUGGUUAUAAAGUUUCGCUAUUUUUGCGAUUUUUUCCAGAAAGUAUUGUCUAUACUACAUCAAAAAUUGCAUGAUACGUUUAACGUAUUUGUAGUUUACCGUGCCUUAAAUUCUUUAUGUAUAUCAAUUAUUUUGUAAAAUAGGAGUAUUACAGUUUCGGCGUUUCUAUCAAAAUGUUGACCGAAACGCUACAUGGUCUUCAUGCUACAAGCAUAACCCUGAACGAAAGGUUCACUCUACUGGCCCAAGUGCCUCCUCCACGGGUUGUAAGACCAAAACGUAGAUCAGCAUCUCAAUCCUAUUCAAACAAAGGCUUUAAUUAUCGUAACCAAAACCUCUUAGAACAAAUUGUUCAUCAGUUGGAACAAGCAAAUCAAAAAGUAGUUACGAAGCGGUUAGGCCUCCGACGUUAUGGUAGUGAAAGUAAUUUGAACAAACUUCAGAGAGCAAACAGCACUAGCAAUCUUUCCCAAUUUGGUGUAAAAAGUCGACUAUCUUGGAGACAGUCUAAUGGAAACCUAAGCAGAUCAUCAACAUUUAAUAAUCAGAUGGGAUGGCGAAGUCGUGCGUUUAUGCGGCGCGGUGCAAGAAUAGGACUAACUAGGGGCAGAGUUAGGGGCAGGGGUGGUCGCCAAUAUGUAGGCAGAAUGCAGAACCAACGACGUGCCGUGGUACAAAACGCGCGAGGGCGGGGCCGGGGGCGAGGGCGGGUGCGGGGCAGGGGACGGGGACGGGGGAAUAAUAGAGUAACCACAACAAACGCAAAAAAGACGGUGCCAUCGAAGGAGGAGCUAGACCUCCAGCUCGACCAGUACAUGGCCAGCACAAAAUCGGCUUUAGACAAAGAGCUCGACGCGUACAUGCAGAGCGCCCUGAGAACUGAGUAAGAGAAGAGAAAAGGAGAGUCGGGAUGAGUCAAGGAUGAAUAGAUUAAUGUUUAUUUUCAUUGCCGUGGAGUGUGAUUUAAAGUGAAGUGAUUUGUUAUCUUUUUCAUUUGUUUAAAAAUUUUAUAGGUUUAUAAGACUUGCACUGAUUGUGCAAUACCCAUCAUGUGCCGUAUGGUUGUCACAUGGGUAUUACACAUACUUUCAUUCGAAGAAAGUAAAUUUGAGUCAUGAGGACAAUUAGAAAGAUCCCACUUUUGAUAGUUUAAAGUAUAGUGAGGUCUUUUCAAAGUCAAAGAUGAGCAUUGCAAAAUGCUUCAAAUAUAAUUCUUUUUUAUUAUAUCCAGUAAAUGUAGCUUUCGAGUCACAUUAAAUAUUAGUUAUUAGAUAGAUUUUUUUGCAUUGAAUGUUGUUUUGUGUCAUGAUUCUCUACCUUUGUUCUCUUAACACGCAAGUGUUGUAUUUAAAAAAAAAAUAUUCUGUCGGGAUUGUUUUAAACAAUAAAAAAUUUAUUUGAAAGGUCUUACUCCAUCAAAGAAACUGUAAUUUUUUGUGUUUUUCACAGACACUGCACAGAUUUAACUCUAUGUGCAACUGUGUGUGUGUAUUUGAAAAAUGAUCUUAAUAAUAAGAUACAUAUAUACGUCACACGCUUCAUGCAGUUGUGAAUCACGCUAUAAAAUGUCUAAGGUUUUCCUUCACCUACUAUCUCGAGCGUGGGUUGAGUCAAUUAUAGUGGGAUUGUUUCUUCGCAAAAUGCGAGCAUUUUUAGUUAGUCGUGGUGCAUCCAAAGAUGAGGCUGGUUUUAGAAUGACAGCUAAUACGUAUAUGUGCAGUACUGGCGGCCAGCGUGCCGUCACCGUGACACUAAAACCAGUCUAAAUGGACGAAAGUGUUCGCAUGAAGAGCGUACUACAAGGACAAUUAGUUUAUAUUAGUGUUUUUUCUAGAUUAAUAUUAAACAAACCUGACACUAGCCUUGCUUAUAUACAUAACAUGUGGUUUAGUAAAAUAGAAGGACUGCAAAAAGGUGUACAUGAGAUAGCUAUAACGUCCAGUGUUGCAAUUUAUAUUUUUACAUAAAAUAUGUGUUAUAAAAACUGUUGAGCUUCUAGCACGUAACUUUAGUAAUUAAGGUUAUAAAUAAGUAAACAAAAAAUAGAAGAAAACUGACCUAUUUGUAAUUGUGUUGAUCUAGUUAUAUUUCUAAAUAAAGCCAACUCAUCUUUUGUCUUAAUAUUAAGGUUUGCUAUUUUCUUAAUAGUUUCUUUUUUGUUUGAAAACAAUGAAAUGCUUACUUGUUUUUUCUAGUUAAAUUAUAUCUUGACAAUGUAAAUAAAUAGAUGUAAGGAAUUAGACUUGGAUUUUGUACAAAUUUUAUUUUUAUUGCAUUAUAAAUCUCCCAUAUAUAUAUUUCUAGCUGGUCACCCUGGGUCCGGCCGGCAGAUAUAUUUUUAUGUUUUAAAAUUUGAAUAGCUAUCCUAAUUCAACUGGACGCGAAUCCAACAAUUCGAAAGUCAUUAAAAUUAGUUCAGCCUUUCUCGAGUUGUAAGUGGUGUAACUGAACUCUUUUAUAAAUUUAUAUAUGCUAUAAAGGAUAGAAGAUAUUUUUUAUAAAUAUCUGGGCUACAUAAAUUACACAAAUAAAUUGUAGUAACUACCUUUGUUGUUAUAGAGGCAUAAUACAAGAAAAUAAAUAUUACUUUUUUUACAUCUUUUAUUAGAAAACAGACUAAAGUACAUUUUACAAUGUGCUACCAUAGACUACAUUCACUCUUAGAUAAAAACUAAGCUUGAAUAACAAAUAUCUAUUUACACAUCUUAAAAUUACUCAAGUACAAAUAAAUACUUCUUUUUAACAUAUCGAAGGAAAAUUGU